AGAAGUGACGCACGUUUUCACGGAUUAAAUCCAUAAUAUCCCUCGAAAAUGAGGGAGGAAAGAGUGAACAUUGAUGGACCUUUAUGGGAUCUUAACACCUUCGUUGGAAGAUGGAAACAUUUCGCUUGGGUGACAGAUUUUCGCACAUGUGUAACUCCUGAAUCGAAAUUACUCGAAGCAAAAAAGUUAUGCGAGGAUUAUAAACUUGGGAAGGAGCCAGCUGGUACAACCUGGGAGCAAAUCAUCUAUGCUAAGAAGCUUUACGAGUCGGCCUUUCAUCCCGACACCGGUGACCUGCAAAAUGUCUUUGGCAGAAUGUCCUUCCAAGUGCCAGGUGGAAUGGCUAUCACUGGUGUUAUGCUUCAAUUCUAUAGAACGACCACAGCUGUGGUAUUUUGGCAAUGGGUGAACCAGUCGUUCAACGCAUUAGUGAACUACACGAAUAGAAAUGCCAACAGUCCCACAACAGUCAAUCAAUUAGCGGUUGCAUAUAUCAGUGCUACCUCAGCAGCUAUGAUAACUGCGAUAGGAUGCAAGUCGUUUUGGGCAAAACGGGCAAAUCCGCUUAUGGCGCGUUAUGUGCCAUUCGCUGCAGUAGCUGCUGCAAACUGUGUGAACAUUCCUUUAAUGCGUCAGAAUGAAAUCACAAAAGCGAUUGAAAUUAGUGAUGAAAACGGCAAUAAAUUGACAAAAUCAAAACUUGCGGCAGUUAAAGGUAUCAGUCAAGUAGUCAUUUCGAGAAUUGUUAUGUGUGCACCCGGCAUGUUAAUUCUACCGCUUAUUAUGGAAAGACUAGAAAAAUAUGCUUGGAUGCAAAAAAUCAAACCUCUUCAUGGACCCAUACAAGUUUUAUUAGUUGGCUGUUUUCUAACAUUCAUGGUGCCUACAGCAUGCGCAUUAUUCCCACAAAACUGCUCAAUUAAAUCAAGUACUUUGGAACGCUGGGAGCCCGAGAAUUAUGAACUUUUAAAAAAGAAUUGUAAAAAUAGAGAAAUACCCAUAUACUUAUAUUUUAACAAGGGUUUAUAAUGCACGAAGAUUGUAGUAAUAAAAGAUCAUCAAAGGGUAUUUUUUAUGACCCUGUAUAAGAUAGCAAGUUAAUUAAUAAUGGAAUUGAAAAAGAUUUUACAUAUUAUAAAUCAUCGGAAUCGUAGUUUUCUGCUGGUUCAGAGGAUAAUAACUCGUUCCGAAAAGAACAAUAUGUACGACAAUAUUGCAUUUGAAAUAAUUUUUAUUUUAUAUAGCAAUACAAUUUAUUUAUAAGUUUUAUUAUAUAUAUGUAUCAUGCAUUUAUUGUUCAUUUUUACAUUUUUAUCAAUAAUGAUUAUGCCUUAAUAUAGAUAAUGAAAACUAUCAUUAACUAUUUUCUUAUAUGCAAAACAUUUCGAAUGGCGAUAAUUUUUGUUUCCAUUAAAUUAUAGAAAUACGAUCAAUAAUUUUAUUCAUUUAAAUAAAUAUAUGUAUAUAAUAAUGAUUUAAAAUAUCAUAAUUAUAAAUUAUAUUGUUAAAUUCUGCGUUUUAGAACUUAAAUAUUUGUCCAUAUUUUAUUGUUUUAUUGUUAUUACCUUCUUAAACUGUUAAACGUUACAAAAAAUGCUGCCACAUAUGUAUAUUUUAGUAAUACUAUAAUAAACAUUCUGGAAA
Molecule: messenger RNA, 1644 nt
Organism: Apis dorsata (giant honeybee)
Lineage: Eukaryota; Metazoa; Arthropoda; Insecta; Hymenoptera; Apidae
Gene: Sfxn2
Product: sideroflexin-2
Exons: 9
Coding region: 49-1029 (326 amino acids)
Biological process (GO): monoatomic ion transport; serine import into mitochondrion
Cellular component (GO): mitochondrial inner membrane
Molecular function (GO): monoatomic ion transmembrane transporter activity
Source: RefSeq, a predicted model, not a curated record